UGUUGGGAAAUUACUGCUAAACAUCGUCAUCAGAAUCUUGGUGCCGUGGCUGGCUGGAAUGUGUUUGCGUCGUAUUAGCCCCGUGAAGAAAUUCGUGACGAAAUGGAACAAUACCGUGAAAUACGUUGGAAUAAGUUUCCUUGUAGGCAUUUUCCUUGUCAAAAUCAGUGAGACGAGCGCAAGUGGAAACUUAGAAAAGGUUUCCGUCGUCAAACUCUUACUUGUAAUCGCACUUGGAACAAGUUUCACAAUGUUCAAUGCCCUAUCAAACUAUGGUCUUCUUUCAGUAUUACCAUGUGUGUCAAAGAAAUCAACUGUGACUUUGUCCAUUAUGAGCUGCCUUAGAGUUAUUAGCUUUCCAGCAACCAUUAUCGAUGUUCUACCUGAUAGUACAGGUGAUAAAGGACUUAUCAUUCUUCCAAUCGUUUUUGUAUUUGUCGCAACUAUAUUGAUGCUCAACUUAUUCACAAUCCUUGUCAAAGUUAAAGAUGAGGACAGCGAGGAUACGGAGAUAGGAAAUGAUGAAAUCAAAGAUUCCUGUGUUGAGUCAAAGAUCAAUGAAGGCGUAGUUUUUACAAUCUACACUGAUGCAAUUUCGAUCAAAGACAAAAACAAACUGACUGUAGAAAAUGCAAAUAGCUUUAUUUGGAACAAUAAUGUUCAGUAG
This is a messenger RNA of Dendronephthya gigantea, 667 nucleotides long. RefSeq lists its product as uncharacterized. The transcript is spliced from 2 exons. Lineage: Eukaryota; Metazoa; Cnidaria; Anthozoa; Malacalcyonacea; Nephtheidae. Bases 59 to 667 code for a protein of 202 amino acids. The record is from RefSeq and is a predicted model, not a curated record.